CAACUCUGAACAAAUGACAUUUUUAAUGUCAAAUAAAUAUUCCUAAACUCAUCAAUUUUCUAAUUCAAUAUUUUUAUACAUUUCUGUGCUAAAUUGAGUCAUUUUAAGCCGAAUGGAAUGGAGAUUCAACUCGGAUACUUGGUGAUUGUUUUGCUGCUCAUCCUGUACAUUCUGGCCGAUGUCAACUAUUUCAUUCGUUGUGCAUUUGUCUUCUCUAGUGCAAAAAUGUUUCAGACCAAGCAUAAAUUGACCGACAUCACAGCUAUUUUGGGUAUUUGUACUCCGCAAGAUGUCGACAUCUUUCUGCGGCACAUGAAUAAUGCACGAUUUCUGCGUGAAUUGAAUUUUGCUAGUUUGCAUUAUUAUGCCGUAACAGAUCUGUAUAAUCGGCUGCGACAGCGAGGUGGCAGCGUCGUUCAAAGUGCCGUCAGUUUGAGAUAUCGUCGAUUUAUAUCCAUUUUCCAGCCGUAUAAGAUACACACGAAACUAGUCUGGUGGGAUGAGAAAGCCAUCUAUCUGGAGCAACAGUUUGUUGGUGUAAUUAAUGGAUUUGUCAAUGCCGUCGCUCUAUCGAAACAUUCGUUUAUACAGUGCAAUGUAAUGCAUUUGUUUCAAACAUUUCCAGAGACGAUUGAUCGACCUGAAAUUCCCGAAGACCUUAAAUUAUGGCUGCAAGCCAUAAAUGCAUCGAGUGGCAAAUUGAAUACUAGCUAAAUUGUAAAUAUUGAUUGAUGUUUGCCACUUGAAAAGAAUAAACAAUUUGCCAUCUUAAUGUUUUAUAAACC
Molecule: messenger RNA, 785 nt
Organism: Drosophila nasuta
Lineage: Eukaryota; Metazoa; Arthropoda; Insecta; Diptera; Drosophilidae
Product: protein THEM6-like
Exons: 1
Coding region: 118-714 (198 amino acids)
Source: RefSeq, a predicted model, not a curated record